AGAUAGAGAGGGAGAGAGAGAGAGAGAGAGAGAGAGAUAGGUGGGGUUGAAGAGGGGAAGAGUGACUGGAGAUGGAAUAGAUGUGUGAGAGGGAGUGGUGAGAUCAUGCUGCCAUUUAUUUAAAGGAAGUACACCAGAUGAGGAAGAAGAAGCCUGAAGGAAAGGAAUGGAUCUUUCUGGAAUCAAAGUGAUAGGAAGCUGGGGGAGGCAUGGCUGAGUGCCGUACCAUGAGAGCAGAGAGACCUGGAGAAAGGGACGCGAUGGCGUACACGCAGGGCCUGCUGCCCGCGCUGUCCGACUGCCUCUGGUGCCGCUGGGCCUGUCACUCCUGCCUGCUGAGGUGCUGGGAGCGGGCCUGCUACUCCUCCAGCGACGAGGAGGUGGAGAUACUGGGGCCCUUCCCCGCCCUGACCCCUGCCUGGCUAACGAAUCCGUGCAACAUGGACUUUACACUUGAAAAUACAAUGGACAGCCUGGUCCCGAAGCACAACAACCCCACCCUGACCGACUCCCUCUCCGAGAUGUCCAUCUCUACCUUCAGCUCCACCCAACAGCUCUCUGAGAACCAGAAGCCAAGCGCUCUGAUGGUGAGUGUCAAACCCAUGGAGCUCUGGGCCGCAGGACCUCGGAAGGAGGCGGUCCAGCCCCCACGCAGGUCCCAGAGCCCUCCGAGCCAGUACUGCGACAAACUGGAGCCCUGCCUCUACUCUGACAAGGCCAGCUGUGACGACGUGGACUUGUUGACAGACGAUGAGAUCCUCCUACGGUACCAGCUGGGCAUGCUCCAUUUCAGCACCCAAUACGACCUCAUCAACAGGCACGUGGGUGUGCGGGUCAUCGAGGCCCGCGACCUUACCCCUCCCCUGAGUUCUGAUGGCACCCGACAGGAUGCUGUCCACUCCAACCCCUACGUCAAGCUGAGCCUGUUGCCCGACCACAAAAACUCUCGCCAGACGGGGGUGAAGAGGAAGACCCAGAAUCCAGUGUUUGAGGAGCGUUUCACCUUCGACAUGCCCUUCCUGGAAGCCCAGAGGAGGACGCUGCUGCUGUCAGUGGUGGAUUUUGACAAGUUCUCCCGACACUGUGUCAUUGGGAAGGUGGCGCUGCCUCUGAGUGACGUGGACCUGGUCAAGGGGGGGCAUUGGUGGAGGGCCCUGGUCCCCAGCUCACAGAAUGAGGUGGAGCUAGGGGAGCUGCUGCUGUCCCUGACCUACCUGCCGAGCGCAGGAAGGCUCAACGUGGAUGUCGUCAAGGCCAAGCAGCUGCUGCAGACGGACAUGUGCCAGCACUCAGAUCCCUUUGUGAAGGUGCAGUUGGUCGCAGGGUUGAAGUUGGUGAAGACCAAGAAGACUUGCUGCAUGCGAGGGACCAUUGACCCGUUCUACAACGAGUCCUUCAGCUUCCACGUCUCACGAGAGGACCUGAGGGAAGCCAGCCUCGUCUUCACUGUGUACGGCCACAACAUGAAGAGCAGCAAUGACUUCGUGGGCCGCAUCGUGAUCGGCCAGUUCUCCACCGGCCCCCCCGAGACCUCCCACUGGCGCCGCCUGCUGACCUCCCAGCGGACCCCCGUGGAGCAGUGGCACAGCCUGCGCUCCCGGGCCGAGUGCGACCGCGUCUCCCCCGCCUCCCUGGAGGUCCACUGA
Messenger RNA from Gadus morhua (Atlantic cod), 1646 nucleotides. It is a transcript of the gene syt17, whose product is annotated as synaptotagmin XVII. Gene Ontology annotation, cellular component: exocytic vesicle; plasma membrane. The record is from RefSeq and is a predicted model, not a curated record. Gene Ontology annotation, biological process: calcium-ion regulated exocytosis. The transcript is spliced from 8 exons. The coding region runs from base 210 to 1646 and encodes 478 amino acids. Gene Ontology annotation, molecular function: calcium-dependent phospholipid binding; SNARE binding; clathrin binding. NCBI's taxonomy places the organism in Eukaryota, Metazoa, Chordata, Actinopteri, Gadiformes, Gadidae.